AUGUUCACUUUGAUUUUUUUCUACUUGCUUCUGAACAGUCCACUUCUCAUGAUGAAUUUCAUUCCUUCCAGGUGCUUUUGGAGAAUGAAGAAUGAAGAAAAGUACAGAGAGUUAGUGGAAGCGUGUUUUUUCUUCCUUUAUACAGUGCAAUGGUCUGUGGAGAAAGACUAUUUCAGCAACCUUCUGGAUACGCUAACAGAAACAGAGAACAGAUCCCAUUUCCUCUGGUUUUUGGCUUUUUCCUUGCAUGAAAUAAACAGAAACCCUGAUUUUCUACCAAAUAUAUCUUUAGUAUUUCGAGUACCAUAUUGUCUAAACGUGUCACUAGUAAAAGAUCUCAUUCAUAUUUCUCAACCAACUGAUGUGACUCAUCCUAAUUAUGACUGUACCAAAGGUGUCAUUUGUACAGUUCUUCUUACAGGACCAAACUGGGAAGCAUCUGUACUAUAUCACACAUUCAUGUCCAGCCAUGAACCUCAGCAGAUUCUUCAUCUUACUUAUGGGCCUUUCCAUCCUCUCCUGAAUGACCGUGUACAAUUUUCCUAUAUUUAUAAGCUCGCCCAUGAGGAUAAAUCUCUCGCUAUGGCCCUCGUCGCCUUCUUACUUUAUUUAAACUGCAACUGGGUAGGGCUGGCCAUCUCUGACAAUGAACAGGGUACACAAUUUCUCUCAUAUUUGAAAAGAGAGAUGGAAAAGGAUACAAUCUGCUUUGCCUUUGUGAAUAUGAUCCCACUGAACAUGGAGGUUUACAUAUCAAGAGCUGAAGUGUAUUAUAAUCAAAUCAUGACAUCGUCCACAAAUGUUGUUAUCCUUUAUGGUGACACAGACAGUACCCUAGCUGUGGCCUUUAGAAUGUGGAAAACUCUAGGUAUACAAAGAACAUGGAUCACCACCUCAGAGUGGGAUGUUCCUACAAGUAAGAGAGACCUCACACUUGAUCCAUUCCAUGGUAAUCUUGCUUUUGCACAGCACUAUGGUAAGAUUUCAGGUUUUAAAAUUUUUGUCCAGACACUGAACCCUCUCAAAUACUCAGAUAAAUAUCUGGCAAGACUGAAUUGGAUGAACUUUAACUGUGAAGCCUCAGCAUCUAACUGUAAGACAAUGAAGAACUGCUCAACCAAUUUCUCAUUGGAAUGGCUAAUGACACAAAUUUUUGAUACAGCCUUCAGUGGUAGCAGUUAUGAUAUAUACAAUGCUUCAUAUGUUUUGGCCCAUGUCAUUUAUGAGGUGCCUCUUCAACAGGUAGAAAAUCAGCCAAUUGACAAUGAGAAAAAAUAUGAUCAUAUCUGCUCAAAGAUGUACUCCUUGAUGAAAAAGACCCACUUCACUAGUCCUACUGGAGACAAAGUGACCAUGAACCAGAAAGAAAAACUUCAGAAAGAGUACGACAUUUUCUACAUUUGGAAUCUCCCACAUGAUUUUGAACUUAAGGUGAAGAUAGGAAAGUUUAGCCUAUAUUUUCCACAUGGUCAACAGGUCCAUUCAUCUGAAGACAUGCUAGAGUGGGCCACACGAAGUCGACAGAUGCUCCCCUCUGUAUGCAGUGCUGAGUGUGAUCCUGGAUUCAGAAGAUUCAGGCAGGAGGGAAUGUCAGCCUGCUGUUUUACUUGUACGAACUGCCCAGAAAAUGAAAUUUCUAAUGGAACAAACAUGGACCAGUGUGUGAAGUGUCCAGAGGACCAGUAUGCCAACACAGAGCAGAAUCACUGCAUUCCAAAAGCUGUGAUCUGUUUGAGCUAUGAAGACCCCUUGGGGAUGGCUCUGGCUUUAAUGGCCUUGGGUUUCUCGGCCCUCACAGCUCUGGUUCUGGGAGUAUUUUUGAGGCACAAUGACACAGCCAUUGUGAAGGCCAAUAACCGCUCUCUCAGCUACAUCUUACUCAUGUCACUCAUGUUCUGUUUCCUCUGCUCCUUGCUCUUCAUUGGCCAACCAAACUCAGCCACCUGCAUCCUUCAGCAAAUCACAUUUGGAAUUGUAUUCACUGUGGCUAUUUCCUGUGUGUUGGCCAAAACAAUCACAGUGGUUCUGGCUUUCAAUGUCACAGCUCCUGCAAGAAGGAUGAUGUACAUUCUGGUUUCAGGAGCACUUAACUACAUCAUCCCUCUCUGUACACUCAUCCAAAUUAUUCUCUGUUCAAUCUGGCUAGGAGCUUCUCCUCCAUCUGUUGAUAUUGAUGCAUAUUCUGAGCAUGGCCACAUCAUCAUUGUCUGCCACAAGGGUUCAGUUAUAGCAUUUUACUGUGUCCUAGGCUACUUAGGCUGCCUGGCCCUGGGAAGCUUCACUGUGGCUUUCUUGGCCAGGAACCUGCCUGACACAUUCAAUGAAGCCAAGUUCCUGACAUUCAGCAUGCUGGUGUUUUGCACUGUGUGGAUCACUUUCCUCCCUGUCUACCACAGCACCAAGGGCAAGGUCAUGGUGACUGUGGAGAUUUUUUCCAUCAUGGCUUCCAGUGCAGGCAUGCUGGGAUGCAUCUUUGUUCCCAAGUGCUACAUAAUUUUAUUAAGGCCAGACAAAAAUUCUCUUCAAAAGAUCAGGGAGAAAUCAUAUUCUUAA
Messenger RNA from Acomys russatus (golden spiny mouse), 2553 nucleotides. Its product is annotated as vomeronasal type-2 receptor 116-like. Gene Ontology annotation, biological process: G protein-coupled receptor signaling pathway. Gene Ontology annotation, molecular function: G protein-coupled receptor activity. The transcript has 8 exons. Lineage: Eukaryota; Metazoa; Chordata; Mammalia; Rodentia; Muridae. Gene Ontology annotation, cellular component: membrane. The record is from RefSeq and is a predicted model, not a curated record. Bases 1 to 2553 code for a protein of 850 amino acids.